Molecule: messenger RNA, 588 nt
Organism: Saxophila tyrrhenica
Lineage: Eukaryota; Fungi; Ascomycota; Dothideomycetes; Mycosphaerellales; Extremaceae
Gene: TMA22
Product: Translation machinery-associated protein 22
Exons: 2
Coding region: 1-588 (195 amino acids)
Biological process (GO): formation of translation preinitiation complex; translation reinitiation
Molecular function (GO): translation initiation factor activity; mRNA binding
Source: RefSeq, a predicted model, not a curated record
AUGGCCGAAGUCCAAGCACCGCCCUCCGACCUCCGCCCCGCCAAGUCCGUCGUCUACUGCGGCGUCUGCACCCUCCCACCAGAAUACUGUGAAUACGGCGGCACGACCAAGAAAUGCGAAGAAUGGCUCUCCACCCACCAUCCCUCCCUCCACACCGCCCUCUACUCCCCCGAAGCCCUCUCGCAAAACCUCUCCAUCCUCUCCGUCGAAGCGCAGAAACGCGCUGAAAAGGACGCCGCGAAGAAAGCCGCCAAAGCCUCUGCCACUGAAGCGAGAGAAGCGGAGAAACGUGCGCAGAGCAAGAUUAUCAUCAAGAGGGUAGAGAGGAAUAAGCGGAAGUACGUUACGGAAGUUUCGGGACUGGAGCACUUCGGCCUGGAUUUGAAGAAGAUUGCAAAGGAGUUUGGGAAGAAGUUCGCGACGGGGAGUAGUGUGACGAAGGCGCCGGCGGGUGGGGAGGAGAUCACGGUGCAGGGGGAUGUGAGUGAGGAUAUUCGGGAGUGGUUGGAGGAGAACUAUGAGCAGAUCCCGGAGGAUAAUGUGGAGUUGGUUGAGGCGAAGAAGAAGAAGGAUGCUACGGCUGGGUGA